This is a messenger RNA of Sitodiplosis mosellana (orange wheat blossom midge), 795 nucleotides long. It is a transcript of the gene Taf13, whose product is annotated as transcription initiation factor TFIID subunit 13. Gene Ontology annotation, molecular function: protein heterodimerization activity. Lineage: Eukaryota; Metazoa; Arthropoda; Insecta; Diptera; Cecidomyiidae. The record is from RefSeq and is a predicted model, not a curated record. The coding region runs from base 147 to 614 and encodes 155 amino acids. The transcript is spliced from 4 exons. Gene Ontology annotation, biological process: transcription by RNA polymerase II. Gene Ontology annotation, cellular component: transcription factor TFIID complex.
UUCUAAUCGUACAUCAAACAAUGAAACUAUCCACAGAAAAUACACGAAAUUCCACAUAAAUUCAUACAAAAAUCAAAAUAUUCAUUUAUUAAAACGUUGAGUCACUUAAAAUAAGUUUGUAGUUUUACUGCAAAAAAGUCAUCAACAUGUCUGAGCCACACAAAGAAGAGGAAGAAAUUGCUGAAAACGACAAUACAGAAAAUCCGGAAUUGAUUGAGUUUGAUGAAGAUGAUAUAGCUGAUCCACAGCUUGGUUCAACCACCUCUGGACGCAAACGACUGUUCAGCAAAGAGUUACGUUGCAUGAUGUACGGGUAUGGUGAUGACCAAAAUCCAUACACGGAAAGUGUGGAUUUACUUGAGGAUCUGGUUAUUGAAUUCAUUACUGAAACCACGCACAGAGCGAUGGAAAUUGGACGCACGGGUCGUGUACAAGUGGAGGACAUAGUGUUUCUGGUGCGAAAAGAUCAGCGUAAAUACGCCCGUGUAAAAGACUUGCUAACGAUGAACGAAGAACUGAAGCGGGCCCGUAAAGCUUUUGACGAAAUCAAAUAUGUUGGAAAUUUACGUAAAAAAUUAACUAUGAAAAAUGAAAAUGUAGAACAAAAUCCAUAGCAUACAAAAUUUAUAUCGGUCAAUGCACAUUUGGAUUUUCUAUUCGGCAUUGACACAACAAGAAUGGGUAACAAAAAAAAAAACACACACACACACUUGACUUUUUGCUAAAAUUGUAAAUAAAGAAAAAUGAUGGGAUAAUAAAACCACGAUUAACUACAGAUUUUAUAUCAGAUUGAAA